This is a messenger RNA of Exaiptasia diaphana, 2037 nucleotides long. Its product is annotated as transmembrane protein 121B-like. The record is from RefSeq and is a predicted model, not a curated record. Lineage: Eukaryota; Metazoa; Cnidaria; Anthozoa; Actiniaria; Aiptasiidae. The transcript has a single exon. The coding region runs from base 293 to 1273 and encodes 326 amino acids.
UUAUAGUUAAGAUUAACUCUAUUAAAUGCCACGUUGUUGCGUAGUGGCUGUCGGCACGAAUAUCAUUCCAUCUGAUAACAGAGCACUAAAUUCAUUAUAUCUCUAACCGUAGGGAUCUUUGACUGAGUAGCGAACUUCAGAUUCAUCUGAUUGUGUACUGAGUGCUAAUUCAAACUGGUUUAUAUAGUUUCUGUGGUCUCAGCUCGUCGCUCAAGUCCUCAGAUCAAGACAGGAUAUUUUACGUAUCCCACUGUUAAUCACUUGGUUUGGCUUCUAUGCACUAGAACUCAACAUGGGUAGGCAGGCAGCUAACAUACGUCGUCACUCAGCUCGUGUACUUGGUAUUAUUUUUCUGUUGUUUCAAGGCGUUAUUCUCGAUUAUUAUUUGAUACAAGGAGAGCACCAAGAAUGGUUUGCUUGGAUAGCUACUGACGUGGUAGUUUUGGCUGCAUGGAUAACCGCCAUGGUUAUGUCUUACCGUCGUCUGAAUCCAGCUAAUCAGUCAAAUCAUCAGGGACUUGUGAAGGAUGAGUUGGCCUUUGCUUACCUCGCUUGGUUGGUGUAUGCGCUUCAUCUCGUCCCACAAGUCGCCACACUUUUUAGGCGAAAGGCAGGAAAUCUAGAGGAAGAGACGAUGGUAUUCGGACCAAACAUGUUAAAGAUGUGCUUAUGUAUCACCCCUGCGCUGUUCCUCUUCUUGAUAUUUGCUCACCACAAUUCUAGACCUCACACUGUCAGAAAGUUCUACUUGGAUAAAAUGACAAGUGCUGUGGCCAUUGAUUUGUUUGACAGCGUCGAAAUGCUCGAGUAUUUAUUUGAUGAAAGCAAAAUUUCAAAGUCUGUUUCCCUGGCUAUUUUAAGUUUCUCGUGCAUCAACUUCUUUCUGCCUGUGUUAGCGCUUUAUGAGCUCAAACACAACAAAUUUCGUGAAAAUGGUCAGGUAGCAUCAGUAUCAUACAAGAUCGUGUAUAUUUUAAUGUUCAUGUUCUUUGUGAAUGUGCCAUUCCUUGUGAUUCGUCUGUACCUUUGGCAUCAAUAUCACCUUGAGAUAUCGGUCCUACUGGCCAAGAAUGGAUUAGCCAUCAUCUUGGGUCUGGUCGAAAUAAUGGAAUUCUGUGGAGAUGAAAGACCAAGAAAGUGUGAACACUGUUCUUCUACGUUUGCUAAAUCUUUCUACAAGGAUCAUCUGAAGGAAUGUGCAUCACAGAUUAACAAACAAGAGGAACCACCUCCUCUAACCUCAAAGCCGCACCACCAAACGGUAUAUCUUUAAAGAAAUACCAUUUGACUGGACUUCAAUUCUUUGCUUAAAAGGACUUCUGUCACGAUUAUUAAGGCAACAGUAGACUAAAUAUUUUGAAAACUUUUGAAAUUUUUGCGAGUUGUAAUUAUUGUGAUAUUACUGUCUUUUAUAAAAGUGUACAUAAUCUAAUUCUGUAGCAGUCAUCAUGGUAGAGUUCAUUAACCCGUGAAACAAAGUGAAGUAUUACCCAAAGAGUAAUGUCUCAUUUCACCGAAAGCGAGGAAAACUUGCACAAUAAGGUGAGGGUAGUGAAGUGUAGGAAGCUAAAAUGUUUUUUUCACGGUUUAUGGAUUGGUACACAUGCAUAUGCUAUGUUCCACGACUUUGGAAAUCGUUGUUUUAAGGAUAAUGUAAAAUUCAUUUUCACACAAAGAGUCUGAAUUAUUGCCAAUUAUGCUCUGACAAUUAUAUUAAGCGAUGCGUAGAUGUUGACUAUCCCUAACGCUAAAUCUCAUGAUUAUUGCUGCAUGAAAAAGCUACAUAUUGAAGACUUAUUUAUAUAUGAUAUUUAUUCUUGUAGUUAGCCGGGUUUUUUUUCUCGCACUUCUUUUAAUGAAAUUAAGAACGAUAUAAAAUGAAUACAUGCAUGCGUUAAUGUGCUAUUAGACUGUACCAUUUGUAUACAUAAAACAAGCGCCAUGUGACAAAAAAUAAGCAAUAUGAGAUGUCUGUAUAUACUGUUUCUUGUUAUGAGUGUAAUAUGAUUUGAGAUAAAUUAUAUUUAGUCAAUAAUA